AUGCGUGCACACCUAACUGGCGAUGUUGGGUCCGCCGAAUUUUUGAAUUCAUUAUUAGCCCUUGGCGAAGGUAUUAUUCCAGCGGACACUAAUGGAUUUGUAAACGUCCAAGGGUUGUCUACAGUGGUCACAACGCCAGCAACACUCAGACAGCUUCUGGAAACUGUGCCAGGGGUGUUGCACGCUUACAAAUCCGCUGACAGAACUCCAGACCCCGCUGAAAUGGCGAACUUUCCAGUGGAGUUCUUAAACAGCCUCCACCCCGCUGGUCUCCCUCCUCACAUUCUGGAACUUAAAGUGGAGAUCCCGGUUAUAUUGCUUAGAAACCUGCGUCCACCGAAACUAUGUAAUGGCAUCAGGAUGGUUAUUCAGGCCCUCCACCCAAACAUUAUUGAGGCCAAAAUUAUAACUGGCUGCGGUAAAGGGGAGCAAGUGCUUAUUCCAAGGAUGCAUUUUUAUCCAUCAGAUGCCGACGUACCCUUCACUUUCAGAAGAUCUCAAUUCCCAGUCGCAACCUGUUUUGCUAUCACAAUUAAUAAGGCCCAAAGACAAACGCUGUCUGUCACUGGUGUACACUUAGAGGAGCAGUGCUUCUCACACGGCCAACUUUACGUUGCCUUCUCUCGAGUCGGCAGGCGCGAGGAUGUAUUCCUUUAUUCACCCUCGCAAAAAGCUAAAAAUGUGAUUUUCUCUCUCUCUCUCUCUCUCUCUCUCUCUCUCUCUCUCUCUCUCUCUCUCUCUUUCAUUAUCUCUUUCCAUAGUGACUUUUCUUAG
Molecule: messenger RNA, 774 nt
Organism: Acanthosepion pharaonis
Lineage: Eukaryota; Metazoa; Mollusca; Cephalopoda; Sepiida; Sepiidae
Source: the annotation of a GenBank genome assembly